Molecule: messenger RNA, 4375 nt
Organism: Fomitiporia mediterranea MF3/22
Lineage: Eukaryota; Fungi; Basidiomycota; Agaricomycetes; Hymenochaetales; Hymenochaetaceae
Exons: 8
Coding region: 35-4138 (1367 amino acids)
Biological process (GO): endocytosis; endosomal transport
Cellular component (GO): cytoplasm; plasma membrane
Molecular function (GO): protein binding; calcium ion binding
Source: RefSeq, a predicted model, not a curated record
UCAUACCCGCGCACACACUCGUCGCGCCCACCCCAUGUCCUCCUUUUCUCCAACUCCAUCAGAGCUCGCGCUCGUCAACAGCAUCUUCGCCAAGGCCGAUCCGCAAAAACUCGGGAUUGUCACCGGCGACAAGGCAGUCGAAGCUUUCGCUGGCGCAAACCUACCGCCAAAUGUCCUUGGCGAAAUAUGGGCUCUCGCCGACAAGGAAAACAACGGUUUCUUAACGCGAAAAGGCGUCGCCGUUGCGCUGAGACUGAUUGGGCACGCUCAGAAAGGCGAGCAGCUCAAUGAAUCCUCACUCGAGAGGCCCGGUCCGCUGGCUCAUAUUGAGGGUCUUUCUUCAAGGCCUUCGUCAAUACCUUCAAGUCCUCCUCCCAAGUCACCGCCAGCAAGGGGUGUUAUUUAUCCUCCUCUCACGCCCGAGGACAAGUCGAAGUUCUUACGCCUCUUCCUUGGCUGCGGACCUGUCAAUGGUUUGCUUAACGGGGAUAAAGCAAGAGAUGUCUUCGUCAAGUCGAAAUUGCCUUUCGAGAAGCUGUCGCACAUCUGGUCUUUGGCAGAUACUCAAGAUCGGGGCAUGCUGGAUCAGACAGAUUUUACAAUUGCUAUGUAUUUCAUUCAGGCGAUCAUGUCUGGUCAGCUCAGUAACCUCCCUGCGACGCUUCCACCUGGUUUGUAUGAGCAGGCGGGUGGACGCGCACCCGCAGCUGUAACGUCGCAUGGCACCGGAGGAAGUGUUUCCUCGAUGAGUCCGUCUUUGUCUGGCGCUUUCCCUCCCCCAGCACCACUUGCUGUACAGACCACGGGCAGCGGUGCUCGGCGGCUCCAACCUCAGGCUACUGGCCAAGAAUACAACCGAUUUAGUAUGGCAAUUCCGCCUCAGCAGCAACAGCCUUCGGUACACUUCGCACAGAAUUCUGUAACGGCUCUAGGAGCCAGUGCCUUUGGCGGUGCACAGCAGCCGUGGGAUGUGACACCAGAGGAGAAAACACGCUUCGACCAAUACUUUGACGGGCUGGAUUCCCAGAAGCGCGGUUUCAUUGAGGGAGACGUCGCGGUGCCUUUUAUGCUACAAUCAAAGCUCUCCGAGGACGUUCUUGCACAAGUCUGGGAUCUCGCGGAUUUAAACAAUGAUGGCCGACUAACACGCGACGGAUUUGCAGUAGCCAUGCAUCUCAUUCAAGGUAAACUGGCUGGAAAAGAUAUCCCCGCCGCCCUUCCACUAUCACUCGUACCGCCCAGUAUGCGAGCCCCACGCUUGUCAGGUGCUGCGCCUGCUCCUGCGCCAGCAGUCCCAGAACCGGUCCGCGAUCUUUUGUGGGAUGACUCUCCACCAGCAUCUGCAACAGCACAACAACACACGAUACCACCAGUCAAUUCGCCUCCUAUCACGCAGGCAACCCCAGUGCUUCAUCCUCAAACGACUGGUCGCAUUUCACAGCAGCCAACAGGUGCCAUUGCCCAUAGCCCUCCAGUCGCUCCAGCCAUUCCCGCGCGUCCAACCGAUCCAUUCGGUGCGUCGCCGUUCACCUCUCCUGCACAUCGAGAUUUGUUGAGCGAUGAUGAAGCCACCACAUCUGCAGCUGUCCCAGACAAUUCAGCAGAAAUUGGUAACGUGCAAAAUCAGAUUAACUCCACGAAUCGCUCGCUUGAGAGCACGAAAGCAGAAAGGCAAAACAUAGAGACUACACUUGCAACCCAAGCAAGUCAACUUUCUGCGCUUCAAACUCAACUAUCUUCUGCGAAGGCAGCUUAUGAGACCGAAACGAAGCUUCUCGAGACGUUACGUGAACGCUUCGCCACACAAAGUGCAGAUAUUGCAAAGACCCGCGAGGAGCUCAUUCGUGCAGAGAGCGAUCUUAGUGCAAUCCGAGUUGAAAAGGCAGAGGUUGAAGGUUCGGUACUUCGCGACAAAGAAGAGGUACGGGAACUACAGCGUCGCAUGAAAGAGGUCGGCGAGGAAACCGAACAUACAAAAGCCGCGAUAGAGAAGGCGAAGAAAGAAACAAAGCACCAGAAAGGCCUGCUCGCUAUUGCGAAGAAGCAACUUGCUACUCGGGAAGCUGAAAGGGCCAAAGCUGUGAAGGAACUUGAGGAGUCUGAGCGCGAGACUAAUGAGACUCAGCAGGGAUUGGAGGCGACUGAGGCUGAACUUGCUAAAGAACCCGCGCCAAUUCAGGCGAACGGCAUCGCGUCGCCUUUGACUCAUCCUGAACCGUUGAGGACAGACACACCAUCAUUUGCAGCAGCUCAACCACUCCCAGCUAGCCCUAGUAUGUCUCCACCGCCUGCGGUCGGUUCGCCUUCCAUGAAAACGAACAACCCGUUCGGACGUCUCGUGAUGCAGUCAACGGGUUCUCGUCCUGCAUCUCCAUUUGCCGCGCCUGCAUCAGACAUCUUCUCUGUCCCGACUCCGCCCACGCAGACAGAGGCCUCACAAUCCUCAGAGUCACCCUUCGCUCCCGUUGUAGCUUCCGAAAAACUUGAAGACGCGCCUCGUGCAGCAUCACCACAUGUAGUAGCUGCCGAACCAUCGUCAUCUACGUCGGCACCAUCUGCGAUAGAUGAUCCGUUUGGGCUAUCGGAAGGAGGCAAGGAAAGCAGUGCAACAUCUGUGGCAGAAAGCCCAGAGAAGCCUGUUUCUCCUGAGUCUAAAGUCAAGCCUGAAGCCGAGAGUUCUGAGCCUCAAGUAUUGACCUCCCUAGGGAUUGGUGAAUCUGAAAGCACACCUAAGGUGCACGAGAGUUCCUCCUUGUCGGAGGCUAUCAACGAUGCUGCCAAGCAGUUCCCUGCUAUUGAAACGCAAAUUCCGGGAGGCUUGCCUGUACCCGAUGAUGCCGCCGCUGGCCAUACCGACCUCAACUCGCAGUUGCUAGAGAAGGAGGAGGGGAGUGACAGUGACAGCGAUAGCGAUAAUGAUGGUGACUUCCAUGACGCUAAGGAAGCACGUACGUCUAUAGGCAGCCCUGUCGACUCACCGGCGAAGGUCAGUGCCAUCGGAGCUGUGGCUGAUGCCGCCCAUUCUGCACCUGUUGCAAACUCGAGUGCGUUUGAAGACGCCUUCGGACUGAAAGAAAGUGAACCAAAGGCUGAACCAACAACGAAUGGGCUACCCGCGAGUAAAGACUCUAUCGCCGACUUAUUCUUCUCCCCAUCUACGGCAACGUACGAGACUCCAGCUAAUGGCAAAGUACCCGAGAGGAGUUCACCUUUUGACAACGUACAAAAUGCUACUUCUGGCGUGAAUGCCUUCGAUGAAGCCAUGGGCAAGAUAUCGGCGCCAAGCAGUUCCACGGCACCGCAAUUCAAGCUUGACUCUGCCUUCGAUGACAAUUUUGACUUCACGGCAGCGAAGGCCGAGCUUGAUCCUUCGGCAUCAUCGUUCCCUUCUGCCCCAGUCGUGAACGGCUCUUCGCAAGGGCCAGUAAAGACGCCUUCUAUGGACCUUGGUUCAGCGUUUGUUCCAGCUUCGUCGGCCCAGGACACGGUCGCGAAGGCACAAGAAGAGAGUAAACCGGCCUUCUCUUUCGAUGAUGCAUUUGGUUCCGUCGGUCCUUCGCAAGUAGCGUCGCAGCCGUCAGCAGGCGACCACGGAAUUUCGUUCGAGGAUACCUUCGGUGGCGGCAGCGACAAGGCCUUGGCCCUGGACUUCAAUGCCCCUCAGGCAGCCUCUCCAACCGUCAUGACGGAGCCUCGGCAAGCCGAACCGGAGACGACACCGUUCCCGGUUCAAUCGCCCCCGACGUCACCAAAGGCUGCACCGACGCAAGCAUCACCGUCGACCGUCCGGUCUGCGACCCCUCCGCCACGGAGAUCAACGGGUUCAUCAACGGAAGGUCCUCCGUCCGUGAAGCCACCACCGCAACAUCGUCAUUCCAAACUUAGCAUCCGAUUGCCUUUCGGACGCAAAGACAAGAAGAAAGCUAAGCAUAACCCUCCGCCAAUGCCACCGCCGCAACAUUUAACGACCGUAGCCGAACCCGCCGGAGGAUCCCACACGCCAGCGGUUGAAGAUGACGUCGAGCCCGUGAAGCAGCUAUGUGGUAUGGGUUUCAGCCGGGUUCAAGCGGUAACUGCGCUUGAAAAACAUGGGUAUGAUGUCCAACGGGCCCUGAAUAGUCUACUCGGCAGCGCUUAAAGAAGGCAACUGCCUAACUUCUCUGCCAUGCAGUGCCCACGUUUUCUUUCCUUUGUCUUUAAUUGCUUAAUGAAUACCGUUCCUGUAUACUUUGUCUUUUACUUGCCGGAACCGACCGCUUACCGCCCUCCUUUCUUUCUCCACAUCCGCUCUUCUAUGGAAUCCACACCAGUCCACCACACGCUCGUUCCAAUAAAUGUCGUAUGCCUUUUUACCUAGUUCCUUCCUUAUCUGGUU